Molecule: messenger RNA, 1002 nt
Organism: Alternaria novae-zelandiae
Lineage: Eukaryota; Fungi; Ascomycota; Dothideomycetes; Pleosporales; Pleosporaceae
Exons: 3
Coding region: 1-1002 (333 amino acids)
Biological process (GO): lipid metabolic process
Molecular function (GO): phosphoric diester hydrolase activity
Source: RefSeq, a predicted model, not a curated record
AUGGAUUAUCUCGUCUCUGUCGGGCCGCGACCGUACUACAUCAUCAGUAACAUGACUGAUAGUCCGUUGAAGCGGAAACUGCAGUCGUGCGAGAAUACUCCGGUGUCAAUCUCUCCAUUCACAAUCGGCCACCGCGGUGGAGGCACACUCCAAUUCCCAGAAGAGUCGAUCCGGUCUCAAGAUGCCGACAUCACAAUCGAUGAAUUCACCACCCUCUGCAGCAAACAAGACGGCUUCAACGCCUCCGCCACCACCCCGCUCACCUACCAAGCCGGCACCCCCCUCUGGCGCACAGAACUCUACGACACGUGCGCCCGCACCCUCACCCUAAACGCCUACAUCGACCUCGUAGACUCCUACCCGGGCUACCGCAACUUCACGCCCGAGUUAAAAACACCACCUGCCGCCGUCCCUAUGCCCUUUCUAGGAAACUACACACAGGCUCAAUAUGCGUCCGACAUGAUAUCUGCGUUCCGCGAAAAGGGGAUAAGUGCGGAUCGUGUGUGGCCGCAGAGUUUCUUGUUUGAGGAUGUGGUUUAUUGGAUUGAUAAUGAUGGAGAUUUUGGUGCGCAGGCUGUGUAUCUGCAGGAGUUUGAUACACCGUCUGACCUCGCCGCCGGAUUCGCAAACCUAUCCAUCGCACGCGCCGCAGGCGUGAAUAUCAUCGCGCCCUCGCUGCCCAUGUUACUUUCCGUUGGCGGCGCGGAUAACAAGACGAUUGUGGAAAGCGAGUACGCGAAAGCGAUUAAGGCGAAUGGCAUGGAUAUUAUUGCUUGGACUUUUGAAAGGAGCGGCCCACUGGCGAAUGUGAAGAGGGAUGCGGAGUAUUAUUUCGCGAGUGUGGCGGAUGUGGUGAGUUAUGAUGGGCAGUAUUAUGAGGUGUUGGAUGUGUUGGUUAGGGAGGUGGGGGUUAAGGGGCUUUUUACGGAUUGGGCGGGGACGGUAAGUUAUUUUGCGAGUUGUUUUGGGUUGGAGGGGCCGGUGGGGGGGAGUUAUCGGUGA